Molecule: messenger RNA, 2036 nt
Organism: Phascolarctos cinereus (koala)
Lineage: Eukaryota; Metazoa; Chordata; Mammalia; Diprotodontia; Phascolarctidae
Source: RefSeq, a predicted model, not a curated record
AUGGAGCCCCUCCAGAGAAGGUAUGAUGAGAGAGCUGGAGACCAUAUUUAUAAAAACUGGUUGAAAGUCCUGUGGGGACUGGAAAAGAUCUCAGAAACUCUCUACAGUGAACAAUCAAGACCUCUUGCUCCAGGUCUCCUGACUCUCAACUGGCUAACUGCAGGUUUUUGUGAUCCCCCGCCCAAACUUGUGUACGCUGCCCCAGUAUCGCCUUUGGAAAUAGGAGGUGAAACUAUCUUCAUAGAUGGAACACAGUUGAAAUACACCUGCCGCCCAGGCUACAGCCGAAAUACCUCCAAGACUAUACUUACCUGUGAAAAAAAUUCCUGGUAUCCUACUACUCCAUUCUGUGUCAAGAAACGAUGCCAUCACCCAGGAGAACUGAACAAUGGGAGAGUGAUUGUUAAUACAGAUCUUGAAUUUGGCUCCAAAAUAGAAUUUAGCUGCUUGGAGGGAUACAAUUUAAUUGGAUCAUCGACAAGUCAUUGUGAGAUUUUCGAAUCAGGAGUUGCCUGGAGUGAUCCUCUUCCAGUAUGUGAAAUUAUAAUUUGUCCACCACCACCACAAAUCAGCAAUGGAAGGCACAGCAGCAGAGAAGAUGGCAUCUACAGCUUUGGCUCUUCUGUGACCUACAGAUGCAACACUCCGUUCUCACUUAUAGGCAAGGCUUCUGUUUCCUGUACUGUGGUAAAUGAGACUAUUGGCACAUGGAGUCCACAGCCCCCUAUUUGCAAAAAGGUCUCCUGUAAGCAGCCACAGUUUCCAAAUGGGAAGUUAAUCUCAGGUCUUGGACCCAUCUAUACAUACAAAGAUACUAUUUUGCUUGAGUGCAACAGAGGUUACGUUCUAAAUGGCACCAAUGUGAUUCACUGUGAAGAUGACAGUCUGUGGCAUCCUGAUAUACCCACUUGUGUGAUCAAUGCCUGCAUUGAAAAACCACUCAUUGAAAAUGCUGAACUUAUAUCCCAUCGAAGAGAUGAGAAUAUGUUCUCAGUCGGCACUGUAUUAACAUUUGCAUGCAAGCGUGGAUACAAAGCUAUUCCAGAUAUAUUAUUUACUGCAACCUGCCAAGAAGAUUUUAGCUGGAGUAUGAAUGAAGGAUUUUGUAAGAAGAUUUGUUGCCCAACACCAGUGACUGAUGGAGAAACCCUACACUUCAUCAAUGACUGCAAAUACACACCAUGGACUACUUUUACCCUUCAGUGUAAAAGUUCCCGAAGAAAAAGUACAUGCCAACAAGAUGGCACUUGGAAACCUGUAAUAUCCAUGUGUGAAAAUGAAGAAGAACCUGGUUGCAGUUCACCUAAGACCAUCGCAAAUGGGAACUAUACAAUAACUGCUAGAUUUCUUAGCGUUAGUGUGGAGUAUUCAUGCAAUGAUGGAUAUGUCCUCAUUGGGAAUGCAAUAAAUACCUGCCAGCGUUCAAAAUGGUCACAUGCUUUCCCUUACUGUCAAGCUCUUUGUCCAAAACCAGAGAUAUUAAAUGGAAAAGUGUCUUCAGAGAAGACUCAGUAUCACAUCAAUGAAAGUGUCGAUGUCCAGUGUUCCCCUGGCUAUUAUUUGGUUGGCCCUCAAAUCAUCACUUGCUCAGAGAACAGACUCUGGAUCCCAGCGGUACCCAAGUGUGAAUGGGAAUUCCCUGAAGGCUGUGAGAAAGUUUCAGCAAUCUACAAGUUUAUGCAGUGUCUCCCAAAUGCCCAGGAUGUGAAAAUGGCCCUAGAGAUACAUAAACUAACCCUGGAGAUUGAGAUGUUGGAACUAGAGAUAAGAAAAAAAAAGGAUGCUAAUCAGAGCCAUCAUCACCAUUAUGUUCCCCACAAAAAAGAAAAAGACCCAUAAACCCACUUUUAUGAUUGAAGCUGUUCUGUAGGUACUCAUCCAUAGGAAUAGAUGGCUGCACUGGGAGAAUUUGCUAAUGUAUUUUAUACUGUUGAAAAUGAGAAAUUGGUGAUAAUUUGACCUGUAGUAGUCCAGUCUCCUAGACUGAGCAGCAUAGCUGGCUACUAUAAAUAAAACCCUUAGAAAAUCAAAUUGCA